CUUUCUAACCUCACCACCAGGUACAUCACAAACUCUCUCUCUCUCUCCUUAUCCUCUCUCUCUCUCUCUCUCUCUCUCUCUUGAAGCUACAACAAUGGCGUCUCAGAUCUAACAGCGAGUGACCCUUCGUUCGCUAUGCAGAGAGUAGCGUUCUCCUUACCGGAGGAGGUACUCGAGCACGUGUUCUCGUUCAUCGAUAACGACAAGGACAGGAGCUCGAUCUCGCUGGUGUGCAGGUCAUGGUACGAGAUCGAGCGAUGUUGCCGGAGAAACGUCUUCGUCGGAAACUGCUACGCCGUCAGCCCGGAGAUGGUGGUGAAGCGGUUCCCGAGGGUGAGAUCCGUCACGCUCAAAGGGAAGCCACACUUCGCUGACUUCAAUCUGGUUCCUGACGGUUGGGGCGGUUACGUCUCGCCAUGGAUCAAGGCCAUGGCUGCUGCUUGUCCCUCGCUGCUUGAGAUCAGGCUCAAGAGGAUGGUUGUUACCGAUGAUUGCUUGGACCUUAUUGCCAAGUCGUUCAAAAACUUCAGGGUGUUGGUCCUGAUCUCUUGUGAGGGUUUCACUACUCAUGGACUCGCUGCCAUUGCUGCCAAUUGCAGGAAUUUGAGGGAGCUGGAUUUGCGGGAGAGUGAAGUGGAGGACAUUUGUGGGCACUGGCUAAGCCAUUUUCCAGAUUCCUACAAUUCGUUGGAAUCGCUGAACAUCUCUUGCUUAAGCAAUGAGGUGAAUUUGCCGGCGCUAGAGCGCUUGGUUAGUAGGUGCCCCAACCUGCAAACGCUCCGCCUUAAUCGUGCUGUGCCCUUGGAUAGGCUUACCAAUCUGCUUCGCGGGGCUCCUCAGCUGGUUGAGUUGGGGACUGGAGCUUACACAGCUGAGAUGCGGCCGGAGGUCCUCGCGAACCUGACAGAAGCGUUUUCUGGAUGUAAGCAAUUGAAGGGCUUGUCUGGCUUUUGGGAUGUGCUCCCAUCCUACCUUCCAGCUGUUUAUCCUGUCUGCUCUGGGCUGACAUCACUGAACUUGAGUUAUGCUACCAUCCAAAGCCCUGAUCUUAUCAAACUUGUUAGUCAAUGUGGGAGUUUGCAGCGUUUAUGGGUGUUGGAUUACAUAGAAGAUGCUGGCCUUGAUGUGCUUGCUGCAUCAUGUAAGGAUCUGAGGGAGUUGAGGGUGUUUCCUUCGGAUCCAUUUGGGUUAGAGCCAAAUGUAGCAUUGACCGAGGAAGGUCUUAUUUCUGUGUCUGAAGGCUGCCCCAAGCUACAGUCAGUUCUAUAUUUUUGUCGUCAAAUGUCCAAUGCUGCCCUAAAUACAAUUGCUCAGAACAGGCCUAAUAUGACUCGUUUUCGACUAUGUAUUAUUGAGCCUCGAACCCCUGAUUAUCUUACCCACCAACCUUUGGAUGCUGGUUUUGGAGCUAUUGUUCAGCAUUGCAAGAAUCUACAGCGCCUUUCCCUCUCUGGGCUUCUUACUGACCGUGUCUUCGAGUAUAUUGGUACUUAUGCGAAGAAGCUUGAGAUGCUUUCUGUAGCUUUUGCUGGAGACAGUGAUUUGGGACUCCAUCAUGUGCUGUCUGGGUGUGACAACCUCAGGAAGCUGGAGAUCAGGGACUGCCCAUUUGGUGAUAAGGCCCUAUUGGCCAACGCUGCAAAGCUGGAGACAAUGCGAUCCCUUUGGAUGUCCUCGUGCCUAGUGAGUUAUGGUGCAUGUAAGCUGCUGGGACAAAAAAUGCCGAGACUUAAUGUUGAAGUCAUUGAUGAAAGAGGACCUCCAGAUACAAGGCCAGAGAGUAGUCCUGUUGAGAAGCUAUAUAUAUACAGAACCAUUUCUGGGCCAAGAGUGGACAUGCCUGGCUACGUGUGGACUAUGGAAGAUGAUUCUGCAUACCUUAAAUGAUUGUGCUACUCAAUAAUGAGCAUUCGGUGUGGGACUCGUCGACUGCAGGUACAUGCUCAAUGUUCUACACAAUAGUGAAUUAAAACUAUUGAACUGGCCUAUGUUGUAGCUGUUGCGGUUGGUGUUUGAGCUAGGUACAGGAGGAGGGAGGGGUAUACAGAAAGGCUUGAGCUCGAUUGCCAUUAAUUUUACACUUUGGCUGAGCUACUAGAUAACCAAUUCUGAUCAAUAAAACUGGAACUUUGUUAUUGUUGUAUCUUGUAUGAGAUAGAGUUGUUGUAUUAUUUUUCAGACUACUAUCAUAUUUUAAGGACUUCUGCAUAACUUAUUUAUGCAUGUUGCCUUAGUCUUGUAGUAAGUUAUUGGUGGACUUAUUGUCAUUUUUAAACUUUCGGGAGGAAUAAAUUUCAUAUUCACAUUUUAUUUCAA
Messenger RNA from Lotus japonicus, 2316 nucleotides. Its product is annotated as protein TRANSPORT INHIBITOR RESPONSE 1-like. Gene Ontology annotation, cellular component: SCF ubiquitin ligase complex. The coding region runs from base 136 to 1887 and encodes 583 amino acids. Gene Ontology annotation, biological process: SCF-dependent proteasomal ubiquitin-dependent protein catabolic process. The record is from RefSeq and is a predicted model, not a curated record. Lineage: Eukaryota; Viridiplantae; Streptophyta; Magnoliopsida; Fabales; Fabaceae. Gene Ontology annotation, molecular function: protein binding. The transcript is spliced from 3 exons.